This is a messenger RNA of Aspergillus nidulans FGSC A4, 5295 nucleotides long. RefSeq names its product ankyrin repeat protein. The record is from RefSeq and is a predicted model, not a curated record. The coding region runs from base 1 to 5295 and encodes 1764 amino acids. The transcript has 6 exons. NCBI's taxonomy places the organism in Eukaryota, Fungi, Ascomycota, Eurotiomycetes, Eurotiales, Aspergillaceae.
AUGAUGGCCUUGACUUCACAACCAUGGCUCUCGAUCAACCCGUCCAGUUCUAUCACAGCAUUAUCAAUUCCUAUUUACAACAGAUUCAUGACGACUCUAUCUUCUCUGCCGUCUCUGCCCGCGAAGCAUUCGCAAUUCCUCCAAUAUGUCGCCUCCCAUCCAAACACUCCAAUGCCAGAGCUCGUCAGGCCAUACAACGACUACGAUGCGCAGCUACGCAAGAUCUUCGCCCAGGAGCCGACCCAUCCUGCCGUGGCCGAUAAUAUCGUCAAUAUAGUUCCCCUCUUCGACGCCAAUGGCUCGGCCGACGUUCGAAUCCGCGCUCGUGAUCUGGCUUCUGAGUCGGAAACGACGCGGUCCAAAUACCUUAUGCCGCUGAAGGACGAACACCGCAAGCCCACCGGUGUGCCGGCGGUUGUCAGCCACAUCAAGAAUUUUCAGACGAAUUUCAAUAUCUUCUCGGAGAGCUCCUUGACCGACUUGGACUGGAACAAUGUCGUUGCCGCGGGCAGUGCCGUCGCAACUUCUCUCCUUCCGGUGCCAGAUAAAUACAGCGACUCGAAGCGUGGCAUGCGCCAGUUCUACCAUGAAGAGUUUGCCCCCGCGUCGGAUGUGGACCUUUUCCUUUACGGUUUGACCGAGGACCAGGCGAUUGAGAAGAUCAAGCAGAUUGAACGGUGUAUCAGAGACUCGAUCCUCACUGAGGUGUCGACGAUUCGGACCAAGAACGCCAUCACUAUUGUCUCGCAGCACCCUACGCGGCACGUCCAGAUUGUUCUCCGCCGGUACAAGUCCAUUGCCGAGAUCCUGACCGGGUUCGACGUGGACUGUUCGUGCGCUGCGUACGACGGAAGCCAGGUCUACCUUGCGCCGCGUGCGGUGGGCGCCUUCAUUACGCAGGUCAACCAGAUUGAUCUGACCCGACGAUCGCCUUCGUACGAGAAUCGCCUUUCCAAAUACUCCCACCGCGGCUUUGAGAUUUUCUGGCCGGACCUCGAUCGUUCUCGGAUUGACCCGUCCAUCUUCGAGCGCAGCUUUACGCGUACUGUCGGCCUCGCGCGCCUUCUGGUGCUUGAGAAGCUGCCCAAGUCUUCGGAUCGUGAAGAGUACCUGGCGCAGCGACGCAAGGAGCGUGGGCGACCCCCGCCAAAUACAUUUUAUCGACCGAACAGGCUUGCUGGGAACAUUAAAAAUGACUGGCAGGACGAAAUCGCGGAAUGGGUGGAUGAGGAUGAGGUGUCCGACUACCAUACCUUUACAAUCCCCUAUGGGCCGAAAUACCACGCGCGGAAAAUCGAGAAAUUGCUGUACACCAAAGAUCUUCUUCUCAAUGCGGAAUGGAACAAACCGAAAGACCGCGAGGUUAACCUGCACCGACAUCCUGCGUUCUUCGGCAGGGCAGAGGAUGUGAUGCACGAUUGCUGCGGGUUCUGUCCGAAGCCAACAACGUCGGAGGAGGAGGAAGUUGCGGCGGAAGAGAGCAAGAUCUACAUAUCAGGUGAUGUAUCAUUUCUCAGCGACAACCCCGGCCGCCAGGAGAUCGGCAGUUUCAAUCCCAUCACGGACACGGACUGGACCGAAAUGGCCUACGUGGGAAACACUGCCGGAUUAUGUCAGGCAAUCGUCGACAAUGACCUCGAAGAGGUGCAGCGCUGGCUCGCUCAGGGUGAGAUUGAUGUAAACCGACGUGACCAUACUGGACGGACACCAUUGCAUUUGGCCUGCAUGACGUCUACGCCUGAAAUUGUUCAGCAUCUCGUGGACAGAGGGGCCCGCCUGAUCGCUCGUCUCGCAGACGGACGUACAGCAUUGCAUCUGGCAGCCGCGCGAGGGAGCGUCGAGAUUGUUCGCAUUCUUCUGACUAAGAGCGAGCAGAACGAGGAGGAGGAGUCUCGAAAGGAAAACGCUCAGAAAGCGGCUCGCAAGGUGAAGAAAGAUGAUGCCUCGGAGAACAGCGACGAGGAAAUGUUUGAUGUUUCAUCAGAUGAGGAGGACUCGUAUGCCCAUUCAAACACAACAGGCUCAUUCGUCAAAGUCAAGAAGGAACAAGAUGACGAACAAGCCGUUGCCCCCGACGACGCUGACGAGCUCGACCCAGAUAUCUACGAUAUCAAUGUUUUGGCUUGGGACAACAAAGCAUCGCCCCUCCACCUGGCGAUUCUGAACGGCCAUGUCGCAGUUGUUGACGAACUGGUGACUUCAUUCGGCGCGGAUGUUUUGCUUCCGGUGAAGCUGGUACACAGUUACAGCAACUCCCCAAGAGCAGCUAUCUUGACGCUCGUUUUGGCGAUGCGCCUUCCUCUUGACGCUGCAAAGGCCAUGACCGAGAAGCUUCUCCAGGUCGGGGCAUCUCCUGCCCAAGCAGACAUAAACCAAAAAACCGCCCUCCAUUACCUCGCUCACUACGGCCGGCACGAGCUCCUGGAUAUAUACAAGCAGUAUGACCAGCCUGCAGUCGACCGGGCGAUCAAUCAUCUUUCGACAACGGGCUCAUACUACAGUUUUAGCGCCGUAUCACCACUGACGCAUGCUAUUACAGCCAAAGACCGCACGAAGGUUAUGAAGCUAUUGGAAAUGGGUGCCCAUCCGGCUAUCAGUUUGGAGGAUUAUUUAAAAGCUGCCAAGUCUCUGGAAUAUAGCCUGGGCAACCACCCAUCCGUGGUAGACCACAAAAGGGAGUUUGAGCUGAACAUUUUGCAACCCGUGAUUCUUGCAAUCGAGCUGGAUAUGCCUCUUGUGGCUGCGGAGCUGCUCGCUCGUGGCGUAGACCCAAAUACCCUCACCAGAGACGGGUAUAGGGUGCUCAGGAAUGAGUGGUCGCGGAACGACACAUCCGGCUCCUCGCUCUUGGACUAUGUCCAGGCAAAAGUUACGGCCUUGCGCAAGUACAAGGGCGAGAAGGUCUGUGCACAGAAGCCCAUCGAGUUAGACCCCGACGACAGCACAUACCUCCAAGGCCUGCAGGAAGACACUUAUAAGAUGUGGCUGGCGAGGGAGUCGCUGCGUCAGAAGAGGGAGAGAUUUGCGAAAGAACAGAAGAUAUAUGAGGAUGACGUCAAAGAGAAGGAGAAUGGCGAGGGCAUCGCAGAGAAGAAGGCCGCCAUUGAGGCUUUGUUGGCGGACUACGAGAAGCUGGAAACAACUUUGCUUUCCAAAGGCGCAAAGACUUUCAAGCAGCUUCACCCGGACAUUGACUACCCUCUCAAUAAUCCUCGACAAAGCAGACCGUACCGCAGUCCCCAAUUGGAGCCCUACAAGACACACUUUGGUUUCCAUGUGGAACUCUGCACAGACGAGAUAAAGGAAGGCUAUCUGCAACUAUUUGAGGCCGCUUGGGUUGGAGACAUAGAAACCAUCAAAUCACUCACGUUAUCCAAUUGGGGACCGGAAAACCAACAGCCGCCGCUCGAGAUUGGAGUCACGGAUCUCAGCAAUUACUCUGCUUUCACGCUUGCAGUGAUCAGAGGACACUAUGAGGCGGCAAAGGCUAUAAUCGCCAUAUCAAUUGCCCAGUUCAAGCCAGGCGAGCAACAGAAAAAUACGCGUUAUCGGAUUGCAGAUAUUGAUGAGGAUUCCGAUGCAGACUCGGAGGAUAUUGAACUGGAAACCCAUGUUGUCGAUGACCAAUUCACUAUCGAGGAUAUCGGCGAGAAGAAGAAUCAGGUCGAGAGCAAGAUCUCACCAGAGACAAUACUCCAGGGCACAUGCAGCCUCAAGCUCUUUCUAGGCGGAAUUCAGGAACUGGAUAAUAGACGCAUCAGCUUAUUGGAGUAUGCAAUCUGGAAAGACGACAUCGAGCUUCUCAAAUUUCUUAUCACACUUGGCCAGGAACUCAGUGCUAGGAAGAACGACAAACAUCACUCCGAGAUUUAUAGUAUCUCUCACCACGAUUUCAACCUGGCAAUGAGACUCGGACGGGUCCGGUUAUUGGAGGAAAUGAUCAAGCGCACUGGCGCCGGUCUUCCCAUUGACAAGCUUGCCGAGAAUAGCGGUGUUGAGGUUAAAGAGAAGCCAAAGUAUUAUCAGGGCCUUUCGGUACACGGAAAGAAGCGCGCGGACUGGGCUGCUGCUGGCGGAGGUAUGCCUGUGACGCGGGCCAUUGAUAUGAGCCCUCCACUCCUGCUUGCUGCCAGGAAGGGAAACCUAGCAGUUGUUGAGUGGUUCUUGGGAACUGCCCCUGGACGAUACUACACCGAAUUUGCCAGGACGCAUAGGAAAGACCCGAGGUUGAGAAAGCUUUCUAUGUCCGCAAAGGGGGCGGAACAGUCGAUUCUGGAGUGGCUAAGCUCGAGACGCGAUCUGGUCCUGCACUGCGCCAUCUUGUGUGAUGAUAUAACGGACGAAUCCAACGCCCUUGUCGAAUAUCUCGUCAAAACUAUGCCGCAAUGUCUCGAAGUCAGAUCUCUAGACGACUACACUCCCCUCGGCCUCGCCUUCCAAACGCACCAUCUGACCGCAGCCAAAAUUCUUAUCGCUGCUGGCGCCGACCAAACCGUGCGCUGCAAGGACGGCAUGAACCUGAUCCACCUCGCCCUUUCACCCAAACGAGCUCGCAAAGAAGUCACACUAUCCGACAUGCUCAGUUUGAUCGACCCUCGUCUCUUCCCCUCUAUGCUCACAGAACGCUGCUCGUCGCACCAGGGCUCUCUCACCCCGCUCGCACUUUGGAUGACAAGACACCACCAUAGCGACCGAAAUGCCGAACGCAUCCUCCAGACAAUCCUUGAUCUUGCCGAGCCAACUGGCCAGAAACACCUCGAGCUCCUUGAUGGCUCGGGCAACACUGUGAUCCACAGGGCCGUCAAUGAGCUGGAGUGCGGUGCACUCAAGGAGUUUCUCUCGCGGCGGCCUGAUCUUCUCCAUCGCGAAAACGCGGUCGGUACAACACCCGCUGAGUUGGCGGAGAACAGAUGGGUCGCGAAAAUGACGUCCGACCCGCCGAUCGCGCCGCAUCCGAGCCGAUACUGCUCGUACCAGAAUAUUGACCUCAGCAAUUGCAGUAUUUUGUACAAGUGGCCAAGAGAGUUUGCCAAGAAGGACAAGCCUGCCGGGUACUCGAAGACUUGGACAGAGCGCGACGCGCAUGGGAUUUGCACGGAGAUCUGGAAGCAGCAGAGAGGUGCGAAGCGGAAGCUUGUUAGUCUGUUUGACGCAAACGAGGUUGCGAAAAGGUUGGCUGUGAGGGAGGGAAGUGACGCAAAUAGGAGGUAUAGGAGACGGAGAUAUCGACACAGCGAGAAUUAUGAAGAGGUGGAUGGGGAAUUGAAGGGUGAUGAGGUUAUGCAGUGGCUUUGA